Molecule: messenger RNA, 4531 nt
Organism: Mus musculus (house mouse)
Lineage: Eukaryota; Metazoa; Chordata; Mammalia; Rodentia; Muridae
Gene: Fmnl3
Product: formin-like 3
Exons: 28
Coding region: 976-3360 (794 amino acids)
Biological process (GO): filopodium assembly; actin cytoskeleton organization; cytoskeleton organization
Cellular component (GO): cytosol; cytoplasm; plasma membrane
Molecular function (GO): GTPase activating protein binding; actin binding; small GTPase binding
Source: RefSeq, a predicted model, not a curated record
UGGCCUGCAUGAAUAAGGCGCGCUUCAGCGCGUCGAGCGCUUCGCCGCCGCCCGCCGGACUGCGAGGCGCCCCCUGAGGGGCGGAGGAAUCGGGCCUGGGGAGCGGGCGCUGAGGGAGGAGCCAGGUCGGAGCGGCUGAGGGCCCUGGCGAGGAGGUGGAGGGCUGAGGCCCGGAGGAGGCCCCGCCGCGAUGGGCAACCUGGAGAGCACCGACGGUGGCCCGGGCGAGCCGCCCUCCGUCCCGCUGCUGCUGCCGCCCGGCAAGACGCCGAUGCCCGAGCCGUGCGAGCUGGAAGAGAGAUUCGCCCUAGUGCUGAGCUCUAUGAACCUGCCUCCUGACAAGGCCCGGCUGCUGCGACAGUAUGACAACGAGAAGAAGUGGGAUCUGAUCUGUGACCAGGAAAGAUUUCAAGUAAAGAAUCCUCCCCACACCUAUAUCCAGAAACUCCAGAGCUUCUUGGACCCCAAUGUAACACGGAAGAAGUUCCGGAGGAGAGUGCAGGAGUCCACUAAAGUCCUACGGGAGCUGGAGAUCUCACUUCGCACCAAUCACAUUGGGUGGGUGAGGGAGUUUCUCAAUGAUGAGAACAAAGGCCUGGACGUGCUGGUGGAUUACCUGUCAUUUGCCCAGUGUUCUGUCAUGUUUGACUUUGAGGGUCUGGAGAGUGGUGAUGACGGUGCAUUUGACAAGCUCCGGUCCUGGAGCAGGUCAAUCGAGGACCUGCAACCGCCCAACGCCCUGUCGGCCCCCUUCACCAACAGCCUCGCUCGCUCUGCGCGUCAGUCCGUGCUCCGGCUCAGCUCUCUUGCCCUCUGCCUGUUCGCCUGUCUCUGAUCUGUCCUCUCUCUCCCUGACUCUGCCCAGCGGUCUGUCCUGGGUACAGUACUCUCCCUGGCCGCAGGGCCCUGAAGAACUCCCGCCUGGUGAGCCAGAAGGAUGACGUCCAUGUCUGCAUCCUUUGUCUCAGAGCCAUCAUGAACUAUCAGUAUGGCUUCAACUUGGUCAUGUCCCACCCCCACGCUGUCAAUGAGAUUGCACUUAGCCUCAACAACAAGAAUCCAAGGACCAAAGCCCUGGUCUUGGAGCUGCUGGCAGCUGUGUGUUUGGUGCGGGGAGGUCAUGAAAUCAUCCUGGCUGCCUUUGACAAUUUCAAAGAGGUGUGUAAAGAACUGCAUCGGUUUGAGAAGCUCAUGGAGUAUUUCCGAAAUGAGGACAGCAACAUUGACUUCAUGGUGGCCUGCAUGCAGUUCAUCAACAUUGUGGUGCACUCGGUAGAGGACAUGAACUUCCGGGUCCACCUGCAAUAUGAGUUUACCAAGUUGGGGCUGGAGGAAUUCCUCCAGAAGUCGAGGCACACGGAGAGCGAGAAGUUGCAGGUGCAGAUUCAAGCGUACCUGGACAAUGUGUUUGACGUGGGGGGCUUGUUGGAAGAUGCAGAAACCAAGAAUGUAGCCCUGGAAAAGGUGGAAGAACUGGAGGAGCAUGUGUCCCAUCUCACAGAGAAGCUCCUGGACCUGGAGAAUGAGAAUAUGAUGCGGGUGGCAGAACUGGAGAAGCAGCUGCUACAGCGGGAAAAGGAGCUGGAGAGCAUCAAGGAGACAUAUGAGAACACAAGCAACCAGGUGCAUACUCUUCGGAGGCUCAUUAAGGAAAAGGAGGAGGCCUUCCAGCGCCGAUGCCACCUGGAGCCAAGUGCCCGGGGCCUGGAAUCCAUGGGCGGCGAGGCCCUAGCCAGGGUAGGCCCUACAGAGUUGACUGAAGGCAUCCCACCCUCUGACUUGGACCUGCUGGCUCCAGCCCCACCUACUGAGGAGACUCUUCCUCUGCCUCCUCCACCAGCUCCCCCUUUGCCUCCGCCCCCUCCUCCACUACCAGACAAGUGUCCCCCUGCCCCACCUCUCCCUGGUGCUGCUCCUUCUGUGGUGUUGACAGUGGGCCUGUCAGCCAUUCGCAUCAAGAAACCUAUCAAGACCAAGUUCCGGUUGCCAGUCUUCAACUGGACAGCACUAAAACCCAAUCAGAUCAAUGGCACUGUCUUCAGUGAACUUGAUGAUGAGAAGAUUUUGGAGGACUUAGACCUGGACAGGUUUGAAGAGUUAUUUAAGACAAAAGCCCAGGGCCCUGCUCUUGAUCUCAUCUGCUCCAAGAAUAAGACAGCACAAAAGGCUGCCAGCAAGGUGACCCUUUUGGAAGCCAAUCGUGCCAAGAACCUGGCUAUCACCCUUCGCAAGGCUGGGCGCUCAGCUGAGGAGAUCUGCAGGGCCAUCCACACGUUUGACUUACAGACACUACCUGUAGACUUCGUGGAAUGCCUGAUGCGCUUCCUGCCUACAGAGGCAGAGGUGAAACUGUUGCGGCAGUAUGAGCGUGAACGACAGCCACUAGAGGAGCUGGCAGCUGAGGACCGCUUCAUGUUGCUCUUCAGCAAGGUGGAACGGCUGACCCAGCGAAUGGCUGGCAUGGCCUUUCUUGGCAACUUCCAGGACAAUCUGCAGAUGCUCACACCGCAACUGAAUGCCAUCAUUGCAGCCUCUGCCUCCGUCAAGUCCUCACAGAAACUGAAGCAGAUGCUGGAGAUCAUCCUUGCAUUGGGGAACUACAUGAACAGCAGCAAGCGAGGUGCUGUCUACGGCUUCAAGCUCCAGAGCCUGGACCUGCUGCUGGACACCAAGUCCACGGACCGAAAGAUGACCCUGCUGCACUUCAUUGCCUUGACGGUGAAGGAGAAAUACCCGGAACUGGCUAACUUCUGGCAGGAGCUGCACUUUGUGGAGAAGGCUGCAGCAGUGUCCCUGGAGAACGUGCUGCUAGACGUGAAAGAGCUGGGCCGGGGAAUGGAGCUGAUUCGGCGGGAAUGCAGCAUUCAUGACAACAGCGUCCUUCGAAACUUCCUUAGUACCAAUGAAGGCAAACUGGACAAGCUCCAGCGUGAUGCCAAGACUGCCGAGGAGGCCUACAAUGCAGUUGUGCGCUACUUUGGUGAGAGUCCCAAGACCACACCUCCUUCUGUGUUUUUCCCAGUAUUUGUCCGAUUCAUUCGUUCUUACAAGGAAGCAGAACAAGAGAAUGAAGCUCGCAAGAAACAAGAGGAGGUAAUGCGGGAGAAGCAGCUGGCUCAGGAAGCCAAGAAGCUGGAUGCCAAGACUCCAUCCCAGCGGAACAAAUGGCAACAGCAGGAGCUAAUUGCAGAGCUGAGGCGGCGCCAAGCUAAGGAACACCGGCCUGUUUACGAGGGGAAGGAUGGUACCAUUGAGGACAUCAUCACAGUGUUGAAGAGUGUCCCUUUCACGGCACGUACUGCCAAGCGGGGCUCACGUUUCUUCUGUGAUGCAGCCCACCAUGACGAGUCAAACUGUUAGCCUGACAGGCUUUAACCACCAACGCAUGGUCGUUCACAGUCAAGUCAGGAGUGCUGUACCACCCAGUGGCCCUCCUCGAGCUCCAGGUCCCCACUGAGAUCCUCCUGGAGGCAGAAGUACCUUAAUUCUCAGAGUCCUGCAGAUCUGGACAGUGGGCCCAGGGCCCAGCAGAAGGCUGUGUUGUUCAAGCUCCUGCUGCUCCAGCUGAGGCUGGCUCGUCCCUGUGCCACUGUGGGCACUAGGUCUAUAGGGGUCUGACAUUUCCCUAGUGCCCCCCAUAGUGCACUUUGCCCCAAGUCUUCAACUUCAUUUCCUGAAGGGUCAGUUCAGGGCUGGGAAAAACCACUUCCGGCUUCAGCACACGAGGGUACACAGCCCCCCUCUUCCCAGGGUCUAGUGGGAUCCUAGAGGAGGAAGUACAUCCAAGAAGAAAUACGGGUCCCCCCACCCCGCCUUUGCAAUCCCACAGUCAGCUCUGGUUUAGAGAGUAUCCACACUAAUGGAUCCCUGGACUCUGCCAAUAUUGGAUAAUCUUUGCCUGGGCCCACUCUGCUGAGCCCUAGUAAAAAGGGACAGAGGAGCAAUGGCAGGCCCACUGGCUGCCUGCGUCUUCAGGGUUCUUUUGUUGCUGUUCUGCUCUCCUAGACCCAUGUCCCACCCACCUUGGCACCCAUCUUCUUGGCUUCCUGAGCCAGCUGCUGUCCUGCAUUGCCUCCUGCUCCACUUCCUUAAAACCAAAGGAUUGUGGAGGAAGACCUGUGGCUUUCAAAAGUGGAAAAAGAAGGGCUAACACUUAACAUGCAGAGUGGGUGGCAGUGGGAGCAGCUGACCCCUGGCGGUCUCCCUCUGGAUGGGCACUUCCUGCUCCAAACAAUGCAAGGAAGGGCUUGGACCCCACCCUGCCUGCUGUCUUCCCACUGAUUGAAGAGCAGAGGCACUGUCUGUCCCAGCUCCAAGACUGCUAGAGGAAGGAUGUGCCGCAAUCUCACCUUUCCUCAGCUAGGUGGACUCUGGCCCAGGAACAGGCAACAGAGGAUCUUCACAGACUAUUUGCUCAAUUCCCUACUGGGCUCUGACCCUGGAAGGGAAUGCAGGGGCACUUUGUUUUGUAUAUGUAUCUUUUCCUUUCUUGUACAUAAAUCCCAGACCUCUCAACAAAGUCUUGCACCAA